Dalotia coriaria is the source of this 931-nucleotide messenger RNA. RefSeq names its product splicing factor 3a subunit 2 (gene Sf3a2). Bases 104 to 910 code for a protein of 268 amino acids. Gene Ontology annotation, biological process: spliceosomal complex assembly. Gene Ontology annotation, cellular component: nucleus; U2 snRNP; catalytic step 2 spliceosome. NCBI's taxonomy places the organism in Eukaryota, Metazoa, Arthropoda, Insecta, Coleoptera, Staphylinidae. The transcript has 2 exons. The record is from RefSeq and is a predicted model, not a curated record. Gene Ontology annotation, molecular function: zinc ion binding; nucleic acid binding.
UUAUAGACGUUGAAAGUUAGGUUAAACUGUGUUUUGUAGUGUACCUGAUAUCGGCUGGUACAAUUGUCGAAAACAUCUAAUUUUUGUCUGAUAAAUCUGCAAAAUGGAUUUCCAAAACCGCGCCGGUGGUAAAACCGGCGGAGGCGGCGUAGCCUCAUGGUCGGAAAGCAACCGAGACCGCCGCGAGCGCCUCCGCCAAUUGGCGUUGGAAACAAUCGACUUACAAAAGGAUCCAUAUUUUAUGAAAAAUCAUUUGGGAUCUUACGAAUGCAAACUGUGUCUAACUCUACAUAAUAACGAAGGAAGUUACUUAGCCCACACCCAAGGCAAGAAACAUCAAGCUAAUUUAGCACGACGCGCAGCGAAGGAAGCAAAAGAUGCACCAACACUGCUUGCACCUGAGAAACCAAGAGUUGAACCCAAAAAGUUCAUCAAAAUUGGUAGACCCGGCUACAGGGUGACAAAACAACGUGAUCCAGAGAACGGACAACAAAGUUUACUCUUCCAGAUCGAUUAUCCAGAAAUUCAAGACAAUGUAUACCCGCGACAUCGAUUCAUGUCCGCUUAUGAACAGAAGCAAGAACCACCAGACAGAAAAUGGCAGUACCUUCUCUUCGCCGCUGAACCGUACGAAACCAUCGCGUUCAAAGUGCCAAGUCGCGAAGUCGAAAAAACCGACACCAAAUUCUGGACUCAUUGGAACAAGGACACCAAACAAUUCUUUCUACAAUUCGCAUUCAAAAACGAAUCCCGGAAGCCAGGACCAAUUAUGGCCAGACCAAACAUGAUCGGUAUUCCGGGCCCACCAAUGUUACCAGUUCCACCGCCACCGCGCCCACCGAUGUUUAAUCCGAUGCCGCCACCACCACCUUUAAUGGGAGUCAUGCCUGUACCACCACCUCCACAAUAAAUCAUUACAAUAAUAAUUAAA